Messenger RNA from Aedes albopictus (Asian tiger mosquito), 1320 nucleotides. RefSeq lists its product as uncharacterized. The transcript has 2 exons. The record is from RefSeq and is a predicted model, not a curated record. Bases 148 to 1137 code for a protein of 329 amino acids. NCBI's taxonomy places the organism in Eukaryota, Metazoa, Arthropoda, Insecta, Diptera, Culicidae.
CUCAUGCCUUCAUUAUAAACAACAUUAUGCGUCAUGGGUAUAAAUAAACAUUCAAGAUUCGCAAAGUUUUAUUCAGAUCGCAUCACAUAAUGUAAUUUGUCGUAAUUUUAUGCAGUUGUUGAUUAUUUUUUCUGUGCAUCUUGAAGAAUGGUGAAUCCUUUGACGCCUCCAGUCCUACGUGAACCAGUCUAUUGGCACUUUGGCGACCAAACGCUGAACCGUGAAGCUAGAGAUGCUCGCCUGGACCGCCGAGAUCGACUGUCCGGGUUGCGCUGGGUGUGGGCCUGCAAUGGGGCUAUUCCGGACGAUGCCAUCUCGGCGGGUGGUUCCGGUAGCCGACGAUACUACAUAGGAAGGGCUCACUACGAGGGAUCCGUGACGCCUGGCCGAGUGGACAUCAAACGUAAGGCGUGCAGCAUUCCCUGGGGCGGAGAUGAACAUUUGAGGAAUGUGUACGAGGUUCUUUGUACGCCGGGGCAGUUUGUGCGAGUGACGGAAGAAAAUACUGAAAAGCUUCUGUUGGCCAGUUCGGCCGGUAUGUCCGAGGAAGGAGAACCUCUGUUCAUUGGGCGGGUCGAGCAUAAGGGCGAGAUGAUAUACGGGAAGGUUCAACGUUCGCACGGAGUUUGUUACAUAGCUCAUGAGGGUAAAGAACUGGCCUUCAAAGUGUACGACUUGUUCAUAGCGAAUGUACCGAUGCGACUCGACUGCUCGUACUGGUUAUUGAACGCGAAGGAUGAAGUUCCCGAAUACGCCACAGUGGGCGGUGGCACAGCAAGUAAAUCGCUCUUCAUAGGACGCGCGAAGCACCGUGGCUCGCUUACGCCUGGUUCGGUGGACCCCGACACGUGGCAAUGUCACAUCGCAUGGGGUUCGGAUGAGCAUCGGAAGACAUACUUUGAAUACUUGUGCCGUUGCAGUGGAAGAUUCGUCAAGUCACAAGGCAACCAUCUACCGAUCGGAGCGGUACGAGGCGGCUAUUCGGAAUAUGGGGAACCACUGUUCAUUGGUCGCGUGAAAAUGAAGGAAGGCUACAUCGUGGGCAAGGUGCAACCAUCGCACGCCGUUUGCUAUAUUCCGUAUCGUGGGAAGGAAAUAGCCUACAAAAAGUAUGAAGUGCUGGUGCAAACGGACUGAGGCUGGUGACACCGGAUAGUAUUUCGCUUAUCGUGAUAUCUAAGUCGUGACAAACACAAUAUAAAUAUAUAAUACGCUGCGUGUGUGUGUGUUUUCGAAAUUGUAAUCGUUACCAACAAUAUAUUGCAAGGUGUAAAAUUUAUACAAUUAAUGUUCAUUCGAGUAAAAAAUUAUAAAACAUAA